AUGUUUUUAGAGUCCGAAAUCAUUGGUAUCAUUCCACCACAUGGCUACAGACCGGAGGAUAAACAAUCGAUCAAAGUAAUGAAAUGGUUGAAAUUCAUCGCAAGUACUGAAGGUCUUAGAAUCCAACAUGCCGCCAAUGACGGAGAGAAACAUAUAGGGUCUUACAAAGUCGAUGGGUAUAUCACAAAUGAAGGAGAAAAGGACACUAUCUUGGAAUUCCACGGAUGUUUCUGGCACGGUUGUACGAAAUGUUAUGCCCGUAACACGAUCAACACCGUAACCGAUUGUACCAUGGCCGAUCCCCACAUGAGAACGUUGGACAAACAACGUUAUCUACAACAUCUGGGAUAUAACUACAGAUGCAUGUGGGAAUGCGACUUUGAAAGACAAAGUAAGCUUGAUAAACCACUCAAGUCAUUUUUGAACACAUUAGACAUCGAAGACCCUCUAGAACCAAGAGACGCUUUCUAUGGAGGAAGAACAGAAGCAUUUAUGAUGUAUGCCGAAGCCUCCGAAGACCAGCAGAUUAAGUACUAUGACGUGACAUCCCUCUAUCCUUAUAAUAACAAGGUCGGGAAAGUUCCCCUGGGCCAUCCUAAAACCAUCACGAAAAACUUUGACAACAUUGAAGAAUACGAAGGGUUGAUCCUAUGCAAGAUGUUGCCACCAAGAGAUUUAUUCAUUUCCGUUCUUCCCUUCCGAACCACUGGGAAAUAG
Messenger RNA from Mizuhopecten yessoensis (Yesso scallop), 717 nucleotides. RefSeq lists its product as uncharacterized. NCBI's taxonomy places the organism in Eukaryota, Metazoa, Mollusca, Bivalvia, Pectinida, Pectinidae. Gene Ontology annotation, molecular function: DNA-directed DNA polymerase activity; nucleotide binding; DNA binding. The coding region runs from base 1 to 717 and encodes 238 amino acids. The record is from RefSeq and is a predicted model, not a curated record. The transcript has a single exon. Gene Ontology annotation, biological process: DNA replication.